AGACCACACUGUCCUAAUGCCGACCCCCCACCAGUUCUCCUGCCCUUUAAGACGAAAAGGAGAUCUGAGUUACAAUGUGCAAUGUGUGGUUUUAUCUCACUAAUGAAGUCAACAGGAAAUCCUUUAUCUUUCUUGAGAAAAAGAAGACGUAACCGACCAGUUCAGACCCCAAGUGUUCCAAUCCCCUCCAUAUCAUGUGAUUCAGGUGUUCCAAUCCCCUCCAUGGACACAGGUGUAUACAAUCAAGCCCCUAGGCAUGCAGACGGCUUCUACAAACAUUGGUGAAAGAAUGGGUCGCUCUCAGGAGCUCAGUGACUCCAAGCGUGGUCCCGUGAUAGGUGGCCACCUGGGCAAUAAGUCCAUCCGUGACAUUUCCUGGCUACUAAAUAUUCCACGCUCAACUGUUAGUGGGAUU
Staurois parvus is the source of this 415-nucleotide messenger RNA. NCBI's taxonomy places the organism in Eukaryota, Metazoa, Chordata, Amphibia, Anura, Ranidae. The record is from the annotation of a GenBank genome assembly.